This is a messenger RNA of Nelumbo nucifera (sacred lotus), 1399 nucleotides long. RefSeq names its product DUF868 family protein (DUF868). The record is from RefSeq and is a predicted model, not a curated record. NCBI's taxonomy places the organism in Eukaryota, Viridiplantae, Streptophyta, Magnoliopsida, Proteales, Nelumbonaceae.
UCAUUUUUAUCUUCCUGGUUCUCCUCUAGAAAACUGCAAAAACAAGGAAAGACAGUUCAUAGGAAAACAAAAGAGAAUCCAUGAUGUAUAAUCUUCAAUCUCUCCAUACUCUCUUCUAACACAGGAAGCAACACUCCCUCUUACUCUCUCUUUUCCUCUCUCUCUCUCUCUCUCUCUCUUCUCUCUCUCCCUCUCUCUCUCUGGUAUUGUUCUUUUUGUAUCAGAAGAACCCAUCUUCAAAUUCUCAUUUUCUUCAUUUGGGUGCUUGUCUAUAAUGAGAGACAUAGCUUCUUGUUUCGGCGAAUACGCCAUAAAAGUGAACGAUUCUUCUUGUGGUGGUACUUCAACGCAGGGUUGUCGUCCUCCAGCAUCACUGAUCCCUUCGAUCCAAAAUGCAGUCACUUGUUGCUACAGAAUAAAGCUCUCCACCCAGAAGCUGCUCCUGAUCACAGUCACCUGGUGUAAAAACCUCAUGGACCAAGGUCUCAUCAUCAACUGCGGCGACGACCCAUCUUCUGCCCUCAAAGUCAACACCAAUUCACGGUUAUUCAGGAAGAAGAAAGGCAACCGGACGUUGGAAUUCGACAAUUCUAAGAUUGAAGUCUUCUGGGACCUCUCCACAGCUAAGUAUGAAUCGGGACCUGAACCAGUUGAUGGGUUCUAUGUUGUGGUCGUGGUUGACACAGAGCUUGGCCUAGUUCUUGGAGAUAUGGCGGAAGAAGUGAUCAGCAAGAAGCUCAAGUCCGGUAUCCCGCCAGCUGCCCAGUUCUCUCUAGUAUCACGAACAGAACAUUUCUCAGGUAACCCAUUGUAUUCGACCAAAGCACAAUUCUGCGACAGCGGGACGUCUCACGACAUUUUGAUCAGAUGUAGCGGAGAAGAGGGGUUGAAGCAUCCGGUGCUAUCGGUUUGUAUCGAUAAGAAGAAGGUCAUUCGAGUGAAGAGGUUGCAAUGGAAUUUCAGGGGAAACCAGACCAUUUUUGUUGAUGGGUUGCUGGUUGAUUUGAUGUGGGAUGUUUAUGACUGGUUCUUCAAUCCCGAUUCUGGAUAUGCUGUUUUUAUGUUUAGGACACGAAGUGGGUUGGACAGCCGGUUGUGGCUGGAGGAGAAGGCAGCGCAGAAGGACCAAGACAGAGUUGAAUUUUCUCUGUUGAUCUAUGCCUGUAAGAGCCCAUAAAGAAAUUAAAUGUUUUCUCCUUCUCUUAAAAAAAUCCCUUUUGCUCUAUCUGUAAUCUGCUGAGAGUGAGAGUAACAUUUAGUUAUUCUUUUUUUUUUUAUUAUUAUAAGAAAAACAAAAGAACAGAGAAUUCUUGAUCAGAACUUCCUGGUUUUGAGUUGCAGAAAUGUGUGUUAAUAGAACUUGAAUUGGUUGGCUUUGAUCAUCACUUAACCUUAUUCA